GGGAGUCCUGGCCAGCAGCCUCCACCUGCUGGAGGAGGGACGGGGCGGGGCUAAGAUGAGGAGGGAGGUGACGCACGAGAGACCCAGAUCGCCCCGCUUCUCGCCCGACCCCCGCCGAGGCCCAGACCUCGGCAGGCUCCUCCGUCUGCAGCUCGGUUAAAAAUGGUCUCCAGGAUGGUUUCUACCAUGCUGUCUGGCCUGGUGUUAUGGCUGACGUUUGGAUGGACUCCGACAGCUGCUUAUAGCCCAAGAACCCCAGACCGGGUCUCAGAAACAGACAUCCAGAGGCUGCUCCAUGGCGUGAUGGAGCAGCUGGGCAUUGCCAGGCCUCGGGUAGAGUACCCAGCUCACCAGGCCAUGAACCUUGUGGGCCCGCAGAGUAUCGAAGGUGGAGCUCAUGAAGGUCUGCAACACUUGGGUCCCUUUGGCAACAUCCCAAACAUCGUGGCAGAGUUGACCGGUGACAACAUUCCUAAGGACUUCAGUGAGGACCAGGGCUACCCAGACCCUCCAAACCCCUGCCCCGUUGGAAAAACAGUAGAUGAUGGAUGUCUAGAAAACACCCCUGACACAGCAGAGUUCAGUCGAGAAUUCCAGUUACACCAGCACCUUUUUGAUCCAGAACAUGACUAUCCAGGCGUGGGCAAGUGGAACAAGAAGCUCCUUUAUGAGAAGAUGAAGGGAGGACAGAGACGCAAGCGGAGGGUGACGGUGAAAACUAGAGCCCUUGAGGAGUCCUCUUUAAGUGGAAGGCUGCUUUGGAAGAGUCAGUCACAGCAGCAGAGUGUCAAUCCAUAUCUACAAGGACAGAGACUGGACAAUGUUGUUGCAAAGAAGUCAGUCCCCCAUUUUUCAGAUGAAGAUAAGGAAGCAGAGUAAAGUGACGACGCAGUGUGGAAAUUCAUGUGACCUGCUAGACCGCCUUGGUACUGCUUCUGCCCGUGUGUUGUUAGAGCCCCUGUGAAGGGAAGCAUGUUUCUAAUUUAGAUAAGUAUGGACGAAAAGCAAAUGUAUUUUAGUAUUGUGUUGUCCUUCAUGCCAAUAGCUCUGCUUUCUGCUAAAUUAGGGUAAGAGCCUUUUUUCCCCCUUUAAAUGUGGAUCUGCAGUGAGCAUUAAAAUUGAAGUGUAUGUGUCAACAACAAUAAAAAGCAAAUGAAUGAAA
Messenger RNA from Cervus elaphus (red deer), 1162 nucleotides. RefSeq names its product neuroendocrine protein 7B2. Bases 163 to 879 code for a protein of 238 amino acids. Gene Ontology annotation, molecular function: enzyme regulator activity. Gene Ontology annotation, cellular component: secretory granule. The record is from RefSeq and is a predicted model, not a curated record. The transcript is spliced from 7 exons. Lineage: Eukaryota; Metazoa; Chordata; Mammalia; Artiodactyla; Cervidae. Gene Ontology annotation, biological process: neuropeptide signaling pathway; regulation of hormone secretion.